AUGUUACGUUUUUCGAGGUCUAUUAAGACAUUACAUACUCCAACCCAUUUCGGUGAUGUCAGCACACGCUCGAAUUUGAUGAGUAAAGUGAAACUUUUGGAUGAGAUAUUGAGCCGGGUCAGCUAUGAUAGAAGUGUACUAUAUACUCCAAAGUACAAGAGAAUCCCACAACUUAUAACUUCCAGAGAUACGGUUCGUAUGGGUACACUAAUUCGCAAUUUCACUGAUAAUCUCACUAUGGAUCAAGCGUAUAACAAUGCGAAACAAUUAGAUCCACAAGAGAAACUUGGUAAGGUAGGGUUGGAAUUAUUCAUAGACUGUAAUAAGAACCAUAUUACACCAUUAAGUGCCCAUCUGUCUGUAAUGUUGAUGGAAAUCUACAACAGGUAUGACAGUAAUUCUGGAUUUUUGGAGAGGAUGCUUGAUGAAUUAGCGGAAGUGCGGUCCUUUUUGGCUGCUAACAAGUUCCAGUUGAAGGACAGGGCUGAUAUAGAUAUGUUAGUGGAUAAGUUAUCAUUUACACAGCAAGAUGCGGCCACUAUCAAAGAUGUGCUAUACCAAUUGGAUUACAACUUGUUUUCAGAUGACAUCGUCAGAGUGGUGAAGGGAAAUACAAUGCACGAUUCGAUAGACCUCUCUAAAGGGUGGAAAUACCAGGCAGGGAUACUUGAUAGUAAUGAUGCUUAUUUAAGGUCUCUCGAAAUUGAUAAAAAGAAGCUUGUUUCAAUUUCUGAGCCAAGUUUAGUUUUGUUGUUCGAUGGGACGUUGAGAGAUGCUGAUAAAAUUCAGCCAUCAUUGCAUUAUGCUGCUAAGAAAAGACAAUCUCUACUUCUUAUAGUUAAUGGGGAUGUUAAAGGGGAUGCUCUUACUGCCAUUACCAUAAACAAUAACAAAAACAGACGUGAUGGUAAUCCAUCCAAGGUGGUCAUUUUGAGAUACUUCGAUAAAGACCAUAACAAUAUUGCUCUACAAGAAAACUAUGAUCUUAUGAAAUUCUGCCAGUUGCCCGAAGGCCUUGGGUCCAUAUACUCUCCGAAAUUCAGUGACUACGUUCCUAGUUCAGCCUCUGCUAAGCUUUACUAUGGUUCCAUUGAGUCAAUCAAGGCCACCACUGGUGAAUGUUUCUUGUACAACCCGACCGUGGACAUGGGUGACGAAACAAAAGUCAAUUCAUUACAAACUUCGGUGACUGUCAAGAUUGGGGGACAAUCAGAAUUCGAGAUUGAUCAAAGGCGUGCUUCCAUCGAUAACAUAUUGAAUGAAAUUUUGUGCCAUGGGCUAAGAGACGGCUUUGUGCCCGGUCACGGAAUUGCAUUGGCCAAGGCAGCCCACCAUAUCUCGCAGCUACCUUUGAAAGAGGAGUCUCUAUUGGCUAGAAGCGUGCGUAACGAGUUGCUGGAAGCACUAACACAACCUAUGGAUAAAGCUAUAGAAAACAAAUAUGCGUGCAGCAGAUUUGCUAGAGCCAAGGCUAUCUCUGGUACGAUGGAAGUUGUUUCGUUCCAGCAUGCUGUUCUUCCCGAUUCCGAUACACCAACUGACACUUUGACUGGCGGGGAUGUGGAGCCCUGGACCAAAUUGGAUCAAACUUUGGACAACGUAUCCAAUUUUGUCAAAAUGAUUACCAGUUGUAAUGCAUACAUAACCAGGAUUUUCGAGAAACCAAAGAGAAGAGACUGA
This is a messenger RNA of Kluyveromyces marxianus DMKU3-1042, 1680 nucleotides long. RefSeq names its product Tcm62p (gene TCM62). Gene Ontology annotation, molecular function: ATP-dependent protein folding chaperone; protein-folding chaperone binding. Gene Ontology annotation, biological process: mitochondrial unfolded protein response; protein import into mitochondrial intermembrane space; apoptotic mitochondrial changes. The transcript has a single exon. The record is from RefSeq and is a predicted model, not a curated record. The coding region runs from base 1 to 1680 and encodes 559 amino acids. Gene Ontology annotation, cellular component: mitochondrial matrix; mitochondrial inner membrane. NCBI's taxonomy places the organism in Eukaryota, Fungi, Ascomycota, Saccharomycetes, Saccharomycetales, Saccharomycetaceae.